Messenger RNA from Elgaria multicarinata webbii, 1291 nucleotides. RefSeq names its product actin gamma 2, smooth muscle (gene ACTG2). The transcript has 9 exons. NCBI's taxonomy places the organism in Eukaryota, Metazoa, Chordata, Lepidosauria, Squamata, Anguidae. The record is from RefSeq and is a predicted model, not a curated record. The coding region runs from base 70 to 1200 and encodes 376 amino acids.
AGUCCCCGAGGAAAGGAGCUUUCGAGUGCACUCGGUCUCCGUGUCCCAGCACCACCUCUUAUCUUAGCCAUGUGUGAAGAGGAGACAACCGCCCUGGUUUGCGACAAUGGCUCUGGGCUAUGCAAGGCUGGCUUUGCCGGGGAUGAUGCGCCCCGUGCAGUGUUCCCAUCCAUCGUGGGUCGCCCACGUCACCAGGGCGUGAUGGUGGGGAUGGGCCAGAAAGACAGCUACGUUGGGGAUGAAGCCCAAAGCAAGAGAGGAAUUCUGACCCUUAAGUACCCCAUUGAGCACGGCAUCAUCACCAACUGGGACGACAUGGAAAAGAUCUGGCACCAUUCUUUCUACAACGAAUUGCGAGUGGCGCCUGAAGAACACCCCACACUUCUUACAGAGGCUCCCCUGAACCCCAAGGCAAACCGAGAAAAGAUGACUCAGAUUAUGUUUGAAACCUUUAACGUCCCUGCCAUGUAUGUUGCAAUUCAAGCUGUGUUGUCCCUUUAUGCAUCUGGCCGUACUACUGGUAUCGUUUUGGACUCUGGUGACGGCGUCACCCACAAUGUGCCCAUUUACGAAGGUUAUGCCCUGCCUCAUGCAAUCAUGCGUCUUGACCUGGCUGGCCGUGACCUUACGGACUACCUCAUGAAGAUUCUUACGGAGAGGGGCUACUCUUUCGUCACCACUGCUGAACGGGAAAUUGUGCGUGACAUCAAGGAGAAGCUGUGCUACGUUGCUCUGGACUUUGAGAAUGAAAUGGCAACCGCUGCGUCCUCGUCUUCCCUGGAAAAGAGCUACGAGCUGCCCGAUGGGCAGGUCAUCACCAUCGGCAACGAGCGAUUCCGUUGCCCAGAAACACUCUUCCAGCCGUCCUUUAUUGGCAUGGAAUCUGCUGGGAUUCAUGAGACAACAUACAAUUCCAUCAUGAAGUGUGACAUUGACAUCCGCAAAGACCUCUAUGCCAACAACGUCCUUUCAGGUGGCACCACUAUGUACCCUGGCAUUGCAGACAGAAUGCAAAAGGAAAUUACAGCCUUGGCUCCCAGCACAAUGAAGAUAAAGAUCAUUGCUCCUCCUGAGCGCAAGUAUUCUGUUUGGAUUGGAGGCUCCAUCCUGGCUUCGCUCUCCACCUUCCAGCAGAUGUGGAUCAGCAAACCAGAAUAUGAUGAAGCCGGCCCCUCAAUUGUGCACAGGAAGUGCUUCUAAAGACCAGAGCUAGAUUCUUCCAGAGCACGGAGACCCCUUUCUUCUUCUUCUUCUUCUUCUGCAACUCUUUCUAACCCUUUAAUAAGCAUUA